UCGUCGAGGGAUAUUGCGUCUGCUUGUCGCUAUGGCCAGUUAAUCAGCCUAGCAUGCAAUGCUGAGUAAUGCGCGGAGGAGGCUUCAUCGCCGAUGCUUGAGCUGUGCAAUGAGCGAGCUGCAAUACAGUGGAAAGACAUGGAAUGGGGGCGGGCACCCGCAGGGUGCCCCGCGAUCCCUCGGCAAAUGCCCCCUGGGCCUCCGGGUGUAAUAUCCAUGAAUUCUUCGAUAGGAUAUUAUACGUCUUGCAGAAGGCGUUCGGAUGUCCCCGAUUAUAGCACUAAAUUAUGUUUGCUGAUGUGAAAGCAUCGUUUCAUGCCUUCUGAGCGAUAGGCGCUGAAAUAGAGGUAGGAGAUGUUCGAAAAAUGCAGUCGCGGGCGUUUCGC
Messenger RNA from Schizophyllum commune H4-8, 386 nucleotides. RefSeq lists its product as uncharacterized. The record is from RefSeq and is a predicted model, not a curated record. Lineage: Eukaryota; Fungi; Basidiomycota; Agaricomycetes; Agaricales; Schizophyllaceae. Bases 94 to 303 code for a protein of 69 amino acids. The transcript has a single exon.